GCCGGGUAUAAAUAAGUUUGCCUGGAUAUGCAUUUCAAAAAAGAAGUUUGCCUGGAUCUUGAACUGUCAUUGAAUCUGAAAUUCAGAAGACUCACGAUGAUCAACAAAAAGCACCCUUCCCACCUUAAUAAGCGUGCUCUUUUCUCAAUCUUUGUCAUAUUUCUUUCUUUAUCGAUAUCAAUGGCCAAGCCCCAAAACAAAAGUCCUACUUUGGUGAAUCUCGGGGUCGUUCUUCAUGACCUUAAUCAUUCAGUUGGUGGGAAGAUGUGGUUGAGUUGCAUAGAAAUGGCCCUGUCAGACUUCUAUGCAUCUCGUCCUCACUACAACACUAGGUUGGUCCUGAAAUUCAGGGAGUACAAACCAAAUAGUGUGCUCGGUGCAGCCAACGCAGCUCUUGAUCUCAUAAAGAAUGAUCAGGUACAAGCCAUCAUCGGACCAGUGACAUCGAUGGAGACGAGCUUCGUUAUUUCUCUGGGAGAUCAAGCACAAGUGCCGAUCAUAUCAUUUUCUGCCACAAGUCCUUCUCUUACUUCACUCCAAAGUUCCUAUUUCUUCCAGUUUGCACAAAAUGACGCUGCACAAGUGAAAGCCAUAAGUGCAAUCAUUAAAACAUUCGGGUGGAGACAAGUUGUGCCUAUAUAUGCAGACACUGUGUACGAUGAUGGAAUGAUACCGAUUUUGACUGACGCCCUACAAGAAGUUGAUGCCCGUGUCCCCUACCGCAGCGUUAUUUCCCCUUCCGCAACUGAUGAUCAAAUUAAAAGCGAGCUUUAUAAGUUGAUGACCAUGCAGACUCGAGUCUUCAUUGUUCACGUGACAAGUGAUCUAUGCUCUAAGCUAUUUGCUAAGGCGGAAGAGGUGGGAAUGAUGGGUAAAGGCUAUGUUUGGUUGAUCACUAGUGGGAUUACUAAUCGUUUAAGUUCGAUGAAUUCUUCAGUCAUCAGUACCAUGAAUGGAGUAGUUGGUGUGCAAACUUAUGUCCAAAAGACAACAGAGCUUGAAGAUGUCAAAUUCCGGUGGAAAAGGCAUUUCAGAAAACACUAUCAAGAUGUCGAUGCUGAAUUAGAUGUUUUCGGACUUUGGGCUUAUGAUGCUACUUUUGCCAUAGCAAUGGCAACUGAACAAGUGCUUGGGACUACAAGUAGUAUUGGUUUCCAAGACCCAAAUGCUUCUAACAACUUGACAGGACUUGACACACUUCCUGCCUCUUCGUAUGGUCCAAAACUUCGCGAAGCCCUCUCGACUACUGAAUUUAAAGGCAUUGCCAGCGAUUUCAGCGUUGUUGAUGGGCAACUUCAGUCAUCAAAUUAUUAUAGCAUUGUCAACGUUGAUGGUCGCGGAGCACGAUCAAUAGGAUUUUGGACACCACAACAUGGAUUGGUGCGCAGAUUGAAUCCGGAAAGUUUUGAGGGCAAUAUUGGACCGAUUAUUUGGCCGGGUGAUUCAGUUGACGCUCCAACUGGAUGGGUAAAUCCAACAGGUGGGAAGAGGUUGAGAGUAGGGAUUCCUGUCAAGAAUAGAUAUGAUGAAUUUGUAAAUGUUAUGAAGGAUCCUGUGACUAAUCAAAUAUCUGUUAGUGGAUUCAGUGUUGAUGUCUUUAAGGCUGCAGUGGAAUCAUUACCAUAUGCUCUUCCUUAUGAAUACAUUCCUUUCGCGAACCCAGAUGGCACCAGCGCCGGCAGCUACAGUGAUUUGUGCUAUCAAGUAUAUCUUGGGAAGUUCGAUGCUGCGGUCGGAGAUAUAACUGUUACCAAAAACAGAUCAAAAUAUGUAGAUUUCACGACGCCAUAUAUUGACUCUGGCGUAGCAAUGGUUGUGCCCGUCCUGAGAAGAAGGAGCGAAAAUGCAUGGGUGUUCUUGAGGCCUUGGACAUGGGAUCUUUGGCUAACAACUUCUUGUUUCUUCCUUUUCAUUGGUUUUGUGGUUUGGGUACUUGAACAUCGAAUUAAUGAAGAUUUUCGCGGUCCCCCUUCACAUCAAGUUAGCACUGGUCUCUGGUUCUCCUUCUCGACAAUGGUUUUUGCACACACUGCCAAAGUUGUCAGCAAUUUGGGCAGAUUUGUGAUGGCUGUAUGGAUAUUUGUUGUGCUAGUGUUGACAAUAAACUACACAGCCAAUCUGACUUCAUUAUACACCGUUCAAAAACUCAAGCCAACUCCAACCGGUUUAAAGGAUCUUCUGAGUGAGGGGGAAAAUGUCGGCUACACAACCAAUCCUAAUGUUUACCAGUACUUGAAACAAGUUGGUUUCAAAGAUUCCAAGCUUAGGCAUUAUCGGAAUUUGGAAGAAAUUGCUGAGGCUCUUUUAAAAGGGAGUGCAAAUGGAGGUGUUGCUGCUUUGGUUGAUGAAACCCCCUACUCGAUGCUUAUUGCUUCAAAAUAUUGCGACAAAUAUACCAUGAUUGGACCCUUAUUUAAAACAGAUGGAUUUGCCUUUGCAUUUCCGAAAAAAUCUCCUAUCCUACCUGAUAUAUCAUUAGUUAUCUUGGAUAUGAUUAGGGGACAGAAGAUGUCCAGCAUUCAAAGCAUUUGGAUUAAAAAUAAUAGCAAUUGUCAACGCUCAAGUGCUGAGAAGGAGUUUCGCAGUAGUAUUGACACUGAUAACUUUUGGGUCUUAUUCCUCAUUGCUGGGACAGCUUCAACACUCGCUCUCAUCAUAUUUGUAGCCUCCUUCAUUUACAGGCACAGAUACAUCUUCACGCAACCAGAUCCAGAUGGUUCAUGCCCCUCUACUUGGACAAAGAUUCAGACCAUGUUUACUGUUUUCAACGAAAAAGACCCCAACUAUCACGCCUUCAAAUGUAGCCAACCCCCUAGUGCAAUUGAGUCCUCACCGAGCCACCCGCAUAGUCCAGAGGACGAUCGUUCAAGCCACACUGAUACCGAUUUCGCAUUUUCUGGAGAGCAACACACAUCCGCAACUGAUCAAGCCUCUCCAGAAAACGCUCCUGCUGCCCCUGACGUUGUAGUAGCCUUGCAAAUAAUUACUCCUAGUACAGCUUAGGACUACAGUUGUACGUAAACCAUUAGAUUGUAGGGCUAUAAUUCGGUCCUGGUUCCUUAAGGAACCCGUUGGAACUGAACCGGUUUUAUACAGUUCAAUUUGGUUUGUGUAAAAAAAAAGUUAUCACUCGAACCGAACCGUUUUAUAUACAGACGGUUUGUUUCGGUUAUAGUUAUAAAAACA
Messenger RNA from Argentina anserina (silverweed cinquefoil), 3186 nucleotides. Its product is annotated as glutamate receptor 2.8-like. Gene Ontology annotation, molecular function: signaling receptor activity; ligand-gated monoatomic ion channel activity. Lineage: Eukaryota; Viridiplantae; Streptophyta; Magnoliopsida; Rosales; Rosaceae. The record is from RefSeq and is a predicted model, not a curated record. The transcript has 5 exons. Bases 28 to 3003 code for a protein of 991 amino acids. Gene Ontology annotation, cellular component: plasma membrane.